Epinephelus lanceolatus (giant grouper) is the source of this 7730-nucleotide messenger RNA. RefSeq names its product serine/threonine-protein kinase DCLK2-like. Gene Ontology annotation, molecular function: ATP binding; protein kinase activity. The record is from RefSeq and is a predicted model, not a curated record. Lineage: Eukaryota; Metazoa; Chordata; Actinopteri; Perciformes; Serranidae. Gene Ontology annotation, biological process: protein phosphorylation; intracellular signal transduction.
CUGCUGCAGCGGCCAUGCUGCUGUCCGCCGCCUGUCUCGGUGCAUCCCGGUCCACCGCCGGUGUAGCCUGCCGCCGCUGCAUCCCUGAAUCCCAGGUUAGCGGACCGGCUUGGACCGGGUCGGCUCGGUCGUAGCGGUUCAGUCCGCCUGGAUCCACCGGAGCAGACCCGAACACGGCGCCGGUUGGCCCGGGGGGAAGAGGAGAAAGCCUCCAUAGCAACAAACCGGUUUCACGGCAUUAUUGUGAUGGAGGGAUGUUGGAGGAUGCUGGGAGUGUGACUGAGACAGAAACCCCCAAACCGACCGGAUUACCAGGAUUACCAGGACUGCAAAGCAUCGUGCCAGGUGUAAAGUGGGACUGCUGGGGCUCAGCAGGCUUGAACCAGGUCUGCGCUACAAUGUGCUGGGUUUAGAGCCAGAUCACCGGGGUUACUACUGGGUCGUUGACACUGCAGGAAGGUCACUGUGAGGACAAAUCAGCAAAGUAGAGAGUAGAUGUCUGAAUUUCGGCCCCACUAACAUGAGCGGUGUCAAAGUGGCCUUUAGUUAGAAACCCCACCUGGUCUCUCCGGAUUAAAGCAUCAAUGAAAUAGCUGAAUUUUAGAAUUCUUUUGGUGGAGAAAGGACUGUUUAUAGUAUUAACACAGUAGGAUACCACUGGAUUUAAAACAGGGUUACCUGAUCUGCAGACGGAUACUGGGACUACACUGGAUUACAGAAACCCUGCAGCCAGGACCAGACACCUAAAAAAUACCAUCUUUUGGGGGUCAGCUGGGCUACAAAGCAUGUUAGAGGUCUGCAUGUUGAACAUCACAGGGAUUACAGCUGGUCUUUGAGAAUCUGAAACCGUGUUUUGAGGACGACAGCCAGAUUACUGUGUCUACUGGUUCUACAUCGCUCUGAAUGGGAUUAUAAAACUACUGUGGUAAAAGAACAGUUAUUAGCUACUGGGUCUACAAGUGAGUCACCAAGCUUAGCACACAUCUGAUCGGGACUACACAGCAACUAGACUCAAGGUAUCCGAGCUAAAAACCAGGUAACCAGGACAAGAGUCACUGUUAUCAUACUCGGAAGAUGAAUCUUUCGUAGCAGGGUCUCUGUUGAACGCCACCGGACCAGUAUUCACCAUGUCUUUGAGUAAGACCCUCGAGCUGGAGCACUUCGAUGAACGCGAGAAGGUUCGUCGGGGACGCUCCACGCGCACUAAGAGAGAUGAUUCCACCGCCAGCGCUGGCGGCGGGGGGUCUGGCCCCAGCUCCCGGGGCAGCAGCCUGGUCCCAAGCCCUGCCCACAGUGCCAACUGCAGCUACUACCGGACCCGAACCCUGCAGGCGCUCACCUCGGAGAAGCGGGCCAAAAAGGUCCGGUUCUACCGCAAUGGAGACCGGUACUUCAAGGGUCUGGUGUACGCUGUUUCCAGCGACCGGUUCCGCUCCUAUGACGCGCUGCUGAUGGAGCUGACGCGCUCGUUGGCGGAUAACCUGCAUCUGCCGCAAGGGGUGCGCACGAUCUACACUAUAGAUGGCAGCAAGAAGAUCACCAGUAUGGACGAGCUGGUGGAAGGGGAGUGCUACGUCUGUGCCUCCAACGAGCCUUACCGAAAAGUCGACUACACCAAGAUCUCCAUCCCGAGCUGGAAGCCGGGUGCUGGCGCCGGGGCGGGACCUGCCAGCUCAAGUCGGCCCUCCACAGCAUCGACAGGGGUGUCAGCCAGCACCAGCUCCUCCAAAGAUCGUCCCGAAGGUCGUGAGAGCAGGGAGAGCAAAGACUUUAUCAAGCCCAAGCUGGUGACGGUGAUCCGCAGCGGCGUGAAGCCUCGCAAGGCGGUGAGGAUCCUGCUGAACAAGAAGACAGCUCACUCCUUUGAACAAGUGCUGGCCGACAUCACGGAGGCCAUCAAGCUGGACUCCGGGGCCGUGAAGAGGCUGUACACGCUGGAUGGGAAACAGCUGACCUGUCUGCAGGAUUUUUUUGGAGACGACGAUGUGUUCAUGGCGUGCGGGCCGGAGAAGUUUCGAUACGCUCAGGACGACUUUGUGCUCACACACAGCAGCAAAACACCUGCUUUUGUUAACGAGUGCAGAGCCAAGGCAUCUCGCUCCACCGCCCCUGCAAAAACUACAACUCCCAAGAGCCCCAGCAGCUCUGGCUUCUCCUCCUCCAGGACUCCACCUAAAGGCCUGCCCAGAACGAAGUCUCCAGGUCCAGCCAAUGAGGCCUCAGGAUCGCAUUCAGCGGGGAAGUCCUCUAGAUCCAGCCCCUCCCCCACAAGCCCUGGGACACGACGCAACCUCAAGAUGUCUCCUCGUCGUGCUUCCUCCACAGAUGUAAACGGAGAGGCAGAGCAGACAGAUGACACCGCUGUCGAAGUGAACGGGAAUCGCUCCGUUUCGUCCUCCAUCAUCAACGAGAAGUACCAGGUCGGUAAAGUGAUCGGAGACGGAAACUUUGCUGUGGUCAAAGAGUGCGUGGAGAGGUCAACAGGACAGGAGUUUGCUCUGAAGAUCAUCGAUAAAGCUCGCUGCUGUGGGAAGGAGCACCUGAUAGAAAAUGAAGUGGCGGUGCUGCGGAGAGUUCGACAUCCCAGCAUCAUCCAGUUAAUUGAGGUGGAUGAAACGCCCAGUCAGCUGUUCCUGGUCAUGGAGCUCGUCAAGGGCGGCGACCUGUUCGACGCCAUCACCUCCUCCACCAAGUACAGUGAGCGUGACGCUAGCGCCAUGGUGUUCAACCUGGCCGGAGCCAUCAAGUACCUGCACCGGAUGAACAUCGUCCACCGAGACAUCAAACCAGAGAACCUGCUGGUGUGUGAGUACCCAGACGGCACUAAGUCACUGAAGCUGGGUGACUUUGGUUUGGCGACGGUGGUGGAGGGACCGCUGUACACCGUCUGUGGCACGCCGACGUACGUCGCCCCAGAGAUCAUCGCAGAGACUGGUUACGGUCUGAAGGUGGAUAUCUGGGCGGCAGGAGUGAUCACCUACAUCCUGCUGUGUGGAUUCCCUCCAUUCAGAAGUGAGAAUAACGUCCAGGAGGAGCUGUUUGAUCAGAUUCUCAGAGGGAAGCUGGAGUUUCCGUCUCCAGAUUGGGACACCAUCAGCCUCCCAGCCAAGAUGCUGAUCAGUCAGAUGCUGCAGGUGAACGUUGACACUCGUUUCACUGCCGAGGAGGUCCUGUCCCACCCCUGGGUGACGGAUGAGGCUCCCGUAGACUCCAACACUGUGAGCAGCACUGAAGAACCGACCAGUGGCGACGCACUGGAACCAGAGCAGGAAUCCCCAAUACUGGAAACCAAACAAGUUCCCUCACCUCUGGUUUAAAACACACCCCCUUUGAUCGACCGGAAACCCAAAAAGUUUCCCCACCUCUGGUCUCGACCCGUCCAGGAAACCAAACAGGUUCCCUCAAAUAUGGACCAGAACACGUCCCCUUUCAUCUACUGGAAACCAAACAAGUAUCCCUAUCUCUGCUCUAGAACUCCUGGUUCGUGCACUGAAAACAAAGUUCCUUCACAUCUGCUCUAGAAUAUGCCCCCUUUCAUCUAAUGGUAACCAAAGGAGUUCCCAAACCUUUGGUCUAGAACUAGUCCUGUUUCAUCCAGUGGAAACCAAACAAGUUCCUACAUCUCUGGUUUUGAACAAGUCCCCUUUUAAAAACUGGAAACCCAAAUCAAAACUAGUCUAGAACUCUUCCUUUUUUCCCCCUCCAAUAAAAUCUUGAUUUUUAUCACCUGCAGUCCAGAGCACAUCCUGUUUGAUCUUGUGGAGCCCAAAUGAGUUUUAUCUUCUGGAAGCAAAACAAGUCGACCACCAUCCAAUUUAGGAGAGGACUUUUUACAGCUACCGGAAACAAAAUAUGUUCUCUGGCAUCUGAUCUAGAACACCUUCCUGUUUCUUCUACUGGAAACCAAACAAGUUCCCUCAUUCUUGGUCUACAAUAAAUCCCCAUUUACCCACUGAAAACUGACCAAGUUCCCUCAAAUCUGGUCUAGAAUCCUACCUGUUCAAUCUACUUGCCUCAGUGCUGGUCCAGAAGUGUCCCAUUGCCUUUAUGGGAAACCAGUUCUCUCACUUUUGGUCCUGAAAACAUCUUGUUUCACCUACUGGAUACUUAGCAUGUUCUUGUACCUCUAGAAACCAAAUAAGUUCAGACAAAUCUGAUCUAGAACUCAUCCUAUUGCAUCCACGGGAAACCAAAUAAGUUCCCACAAAUCUGAUCUAUAACUCGCCCUGUUUCAUCCACUGGAUACCAAAUAAGUUCCCACAAAUCUGGUCGAGAACUCAUCCUGUUCUUUCACCUGAAACUAAAUAACUUUCAACUCCUCAGUCUAUAAUACAUCCCCUUUUAUCAAUUGGAAACCAAAUGAGUUUUCUUAAAUCUGCCCUAGAAUCAGUCAUGCUUCAACUACUGGAAACCAUCAGGUUCCCUCUAGUCUCGAACAUGUAUUUUAUCUUCCAGAAACCAAAUCUAUACCCCCUUCUCUGAUGUAGAAUGUAUCCCAUUUAAUUCAAUGGAAACCAAACAAGUUCCCUCAAACCUAGUCUAGAUAAUGUCCCUUUUAAAACGUAGACAAAAGGAGUUCCCAUACCCCUGGUUUAGAACAUGUUUAUUUUCAUGUACUGGAAACCCUAAAAGACCAAACAAUCAAUCAAGUUCCUUAAAAUCUGGUUUAGAACACGUCCCCUUUUAUCAACUGUAAACCGAAUAAGUCCCCACAAAUCUUGUCGAGGACUCAUCCGGUUUCAUUCACUGGAAACCAAACAAGUUCCCACCAACCUGGUCUAGAACUAGUCCCGUUCUUUCCAAAUUACGUCCUUUGUCUAGAAUCACCCUCAGAUCUGCCCUAGAAUCAGUCCUGUUUCAGGUACUGGAAACCAACAAGUUCCCUCACCUCUGGUCUAGAACAUGUCAUAUUUUAUCUAAUGGGAACCAUCCAAAGUCCCCAUCACUGUCUAGAAUCAUCAUCAAGUAUCCUUAUCUCUACUCUCUGUUUCAUGUAUUCGAAACUGAACAAGUUCCUUCAAACCUGGUCUAGGAUAUGUCCUGUUUUUCAAUUGGAAACCAAAGUUGUUCCCACAUCUGUGGUCUAGAACACGCCCCCUUUUAAUCAAUUGGAAACCAAACAAGUUCCCCUCAUCAAGAUCUCAUUCUGUUUUUAUUUCUUUCUUGAUUUACUAGAAACCAAACUUACUACUUAUUACUUCAACUUGACACCAGACGAGUUUCUCGCUCCUUGGUCUUUAGAGACGUUUCAUUUUAUCAUCUGGAAACUGAUCAGGAUUUCUCACCUCUAGUCUGGAACAGAUGCUGUUUGCUCCACUAGAAAAAAAAUCAAGUUCCCCAUCGUUAUUUCCAACUUAUCUCAUGGAAACUGUCCUCACCUCUGGUCUGGACCAGCAUUUAAUCGACUGAAGACUUUCGAGAGUCCCGUCUCUGCUGCUGUACUGAAAAGUAUUUACAUUGUCUUUGAUAAGCUCCAACAUGAGAUGGGGUCCCAUUUUGUUUUGGCAUUUGACACUGAUGAAGUCGUCUCACUGCUACUUGAAGGACACACUCCAUAUCAACACUGGGACACCAUGAAGGUGCUAUUGGACACAUCUUGUCUCAUGGGACUGGACCCAUUUCCUUAAAAUGGCCCUCACCUCUGGUCUGAAUGACUGAACUCAGAGGGUCUGAAAAAGGCCACAAACCACUUUCAUAGGGGAAAUAUACAACUGACUCAACAACAAAUGUUCCCUCUGAUAAAGGGAUUAUUUUCUCUGUAGUCCCUGCCGUUUGGCAACCAGGAUGUCUUCCAUUUAUUCUGGGAAACAUCCCAUUUCUCCUGCCUUUACCCUCCAGCUCUCCUUCCGCUGACCUGAAGGAUGUUUCUCAUUUCUUCUAUAUGGCGCCCACCAACCCAAGGAGAUAUAUGAGUACUGUGCCUGUUUACGCUGCUGAUGAAUUCUUCUUAAUAUCCUAAAUCUCAGCCAUUUCCUUCCAUAGGUUCCACUCUUCAAACCCCAGCACUUAUCAUUAGCUGUACAGACAGAUGAGGCUCAUUGUUUUUGGUUUUUACAGAUUUUCCCUAAAAUAUACGUUGGUUUUUGAAAAAGACGCAGGUUGGUUUAAAAGAUAAAACAUUUUAAAAAAUAUGCGUUCUUGCCAAAAGUUGGAUGGGAAAAUUGACAUCAUUCCCAUGUUUGUACAUAAAGCAUGAAGUUGGAGCAGGGAGGUGAUUAGCCUAGCUUAGCCUAAAGACUAAAGGAGACUAUGUCCAAGGUUUAGAAAUCACUUUACCAGGGACUCUAAAGCUCAGUAAUUAACACAUUAUAGUUGCUGCAUUUAAUCAUUACACAAAAAGAAAUGUGAAAAUGGUUUUGUUCACCAAUAAAUCGGUCCAACAUGUAACUCUUCAUAAAACCACAAAUGUUUUUCUGCUUGUAUUUUUGUUAUGUUGAUUUUUCAAAAAACAGAUUUUAAAGGCUUUAACUCUUGAAAUUAAACAUUACCGGAUUUGUUUUGGAAAAAACGGAAGAACACCAAAAAUAAUGAGCCUCGUCUCCACAGUGUACUCUACCGAGGGACACUUUCCAACACUCCCGUCUUUCACCUGUUCCACAGCCUUCGUACUGUAACUCAAAUUAACUGAGUGUCUUCUAAACCUCACAAUUUUGGAAAAAAAGUUUCACCAACCUUUCAAAGGUUUCUACCUGCAGUAUGACUGAGGUCAAGGGGCACAUCCCAGUCCAUACCCCGAGCUCCCUGCCUCUCCUCCCGCCUGCAAGUUAGCGGAGGAUAAAAUAUGUUGUAAAUACUGUAAAUAUCACUCUGUCUGUUGGUGUCUGUCUGUGUGAGUCAGUUGUGAAGUAGGGAAACAGUAGCAGUUUUGAAAAAAUAAAUACUACAAUGAAAAGAAACAAUCAUCAUAGACAUGAUGUGUCAGUACCCCGAAAAAAAAAACCUUGUUUUCCCUAAGCAGCCAAUGUGUUGAAUUCAAAACAUAUAUAUUUUCCACAUUGAUACUGGAACAUUUUGACAGUUUAACAUUUACAGUGGUGCAAAUCUGAAGUAUCUGUACUUUACUUGAGUAGUACUAUUUCAUGACACUUACACUCCUCUGUAGGCUGGGGCGGUGUCUACUUUUUAUACCUUCCUAAAUUUUACCGAGGUAUAUGGUUAAUGACAGUAUUUGUGUGCAGUGCUGCUGCUUUCUAAAUAUCCUGGUAUACUGCCCUCCCAAGCCUUCUCCGCCCCAAGACCAAUAUUGUGCUUUUCACUUUAUCUGUCAGUUUUAGUUAUUUUAUAAAUUAAUUUUUUACAUGCAAAACACAAAGAAGUUUUAAAAUAUGAUCAAAUUAUCAAACAGUAUAUAAAAAAUUUGCUUAUAUAAUUAGUCGAGUAAUCAAUUACUUAAUUUGUCAUUUAGCAAUCAUUAAUCAGUGAAUCAUUUUUCAUGCAAAAUUACCAAGUAUUUCCUGGUUACUACUUCUCAAAACGUGAAAAUAAGUUGAAGGGGUCACUUCAAGCUCUGGAUAAUCAUGAUUAUAAAGUAGAAUAAAUGAAUUGAUUAAGAAAAUAAUCAGGAGAUGAAACCAAACUGAUUUCAUCAUUAUUUGCAGGCCAAUACAAAAUCAGCUCCACCGCAACAACUACAACAGUAAAAUACUGCUUAAAGAUUAAUAUGCGAGUAAUAAUAUAAAACAGUAUUUAUUAGGGCUGCCCCCGACUAAGAAUUUUUCUAGUCGACAAAU